UCUAAAACUGUAUCCUAUAAAGGACGUAUGCAUCGAGUUACUGUUUUUAGAAAAACAGUAUGGUUGUUAAAACCACCCCACGAACGGUUCACUCUAAACAUACAAGUGCCUAUUAGAAAGGCAAAUAUACGGAUCACUCUGCGGCCCACCGGAGGCCAGGAGAAUCCCUCCUCGAAUGAACGGUUUGGGAACAGCGAUGAAAAACUCAUUGAUGUCCUGA
Racocetra fulgida is the source of this 220-nucleotide messenger RNA. NCBI's taxonomy places the organism in Eukaryota, Fungi, Glomeromycota, Glomeromycetes, Diversisporales, Gigasporaceae. The record is from the annotation of a GenBank genome assembly.